GGAGCAGCGCCCGGUGCCUGCUGCUGCCGCUGCUGGGUGCUGCUGCCCGGCCGCCCCGCGGGCGCAGUGCGGGUGAGGAUGUCAGAGCACACCGGAGGGCUGAUGGAAAGGUCACCAACAUCAGACCUCAACACGGCAUUGCAUGAGUGCAUGGCAGCUCUGGAUUUAUUUCUUAGCAACAAGUUCUCAGAUGCUUUGGCUUCUUUACAAGCAAAAACUAAAGACAGUAUGUAUCAUGCACUGACUUAUGCCACCAUACUGGAAAUGCAAGCUAUGAUGACAUUUGAUCCUCAGGACAUAAUGAAUGCAGGAAACACAAUGAAAGAAGCUCAAGCCACCUGUCAAAAAUUUAGGAAGAAAUCUACAGUAGCUGAUUCCAUCAACAACCUUGUGCAUAGACAAAGCCUUGAACACUUCACUGAAGAGGAAAUCCAUGCAGAAAUUUGCUAUGCUGAAUGUUUACUUCAGAGAGCAGCACUCACAUUCCUCCAGGAUGAGAAUAUGGUUAGCUUCAUAAAAGGAGGCAUCAAAGUCAGGAACAGUUACCAAACAUACAGGGAGCUGGACAGUCUCAUACAGUCUCCACAUUAUGUCAAAGGAGAGAACCAUCUUCAUUUUGAGGGAGGUGUAAAGCUUGGGGUUGGAGCAUUUAAUUUGACAUUGUCCAUGUUUCCUGCACGGAUUCUGAGAUUGCUGGAGUUUGUUGGAUUUUCUGGAAACAAGGAGCAUGGUCUGCUGCAGCUUCAAGAAGGAGCGUCAUCAUACAGCUUUAGGUCGGUGCUGUGUACCAUGCUGUUGCUUUGCUAUCAUACUUUCAUGACCUUUGUGUUAGGGACAGGAAAAGGAAAUGUUGAGGAGGCAGAAAGGCUACUUAAACCUUACUUGGCUCGCUAUCCAAAGGGAGCCAUAUUCCUGUUUUUUGCAGGCAGGAUAGAAACACUGAAGGGUAAUAUUGAUGCGGCAGUUAAUAGGUAUGAAGAAUGCUGCGAGGCUCAGCAGUACUGGAAGCAGUUUCAUCACAUGUGUUACUGGGAGCUCAUGUGGUGCUUCACCUACAAGCGCCAGUGGAAGAUGGCGUUCUUUUAUGCAGAUCUGCUAAGCAAAGAAAACACUUGGUCAAAGGCUACCUAUAUUUAUAUGAAAGCUGCUUAUCUCAGUAUGUUUGGACCUGAUGACUGCAGUCCUUUUGGAGACAACGAAGUUGAAUUAUUUAGGAUUGUUCCCAGCUUGAAACUGAAAAUUGCAGGGAAAUCACUGCCUACAGAAAAGUUUGCCAUUCGGAAAGCUCGACGAUAUCUUUCUUCAAACCCCAUUCCUUUACCUGUUCCACCUUUGGAAAUGAUGUAUAUCUGGAAUGGCUAUGCUGUAAUUGGACAAUGUCCCAACUUAACAGAAGGCAUGUUAGAGACUUUAAUUGAAGCAGAAGAAGCAUUGGCAAGAAGUCCAGCUACGGAAUUGCUAGCAGAUGACCAGUGUGUGAUAAAACUGUUAAAGGGUUUAUGCCUCAAGCAUUUGGGCAAGAUUGCAGAGGCAGAAGGCCAUUUUAAUUACAUCUACUUGAAUGAGAAGAAGAUAAAAUAUGACCAUUAUCUAAUUCCAAAUGCUUUGUUGGAGCUGGCCUUACUGUAUCUGGACCAGGAUAGAAGAGAAGAAGCAAUAAAACUACUGGAAAGAGCAAAACAUAACUACAAGAAUUACUCCAUGGAAACGAGAACACAUUUCAGAAUUCAAGCUGCCCUGCAUCAAGCCAAAUCCUCCCCAGAAAAUGGAAUGCACUCUGGAGCCUCGGCAGUGUCGUAACUUUUUCUUCUUUGAUGUGCUGUUUGUUGCAAACUUUGGUGCAGACAAUUACUGACACUUUAGAAUUAUUUUUCCUUCUCUUUCAAGUCACUGAGAAACCAAAUCAUUUAAAAUUUUAAAGGUGAUGCAUAAAACAUUAAUCCAAUGUGAUAACAUGGCAAAAAAAAAACCUCAAACCAACUAUAACCCAUAAAAAUAUUGUUUUUUCAGCGGUGGCUUUUUUAAUACUUAUAUCUGUGUAGUUCUCUUUUCAAUCAUGUGCCUUUUCUUUCUUGUAUUCACAACAUCU
Messenger RNA from Cygnus atratus (black swan), 2089 nucleotides. RefSeq names its product tetratricopeptide repeat domain 39A (gene TTC39A). The coding region runs from base 79 to 1800 and encodes 573 amino acids. NCBI's taxonomy places the organism in Eukaryota, Metazoa, Chordata, Aves, Anseriformes, Anatidae. The transcript has 18 exons. Gene Ontology annotation, molecular function: protein binding. The record is from RefSeq and is a predicted model, not a curated record.